AUGGUCCAGCAACCCCCUUCCGCCACAGCCCCGGUUCGCGAGACCAGGGCCCCGGCGUCAGUCACCAACACCGGCACAUCCAACGUAUCCAGCAUCCAGUUUCGCACUCAGUUCAGCAUCCACCUCAGCGAGCAGAACUCCGAGGAAGACACCUGCGACUACAAUAGGCACCUCACGAACAAGAAGGCUGAAACGGGAAGCACUUGGGGCGGCCUCAGCGCGUGUGAGAGGAGUGUUUGCGCAGAGGGCUGCCAGCACACGGCCCCCAGUGACUACAGCCGGUAG
This is a messenger RNA of Aspergillus pseudoviridinutans, 285 nucleotides long. RefSeq lists its product as uncharacterized. The record is from RefSeq and is a predicted model, not a curated record. Bases 1 to 285 code for a protein of 94 amino acids. The transcript has 2 exons. NCBI's taxonomy places the organism in Eukaryota, Fungi, Ascomycota, Eurotiomycetes, Eurotiales, Aspergillaceae.